Messenger RNA from Plasmodium cynomolgi strain B, 1992 nucleotides. RefSeq lists its product as hypothetical. The transcript has 15 exons. The record is from RefSeq and is a predicted model, not a curated record. Lineage: Eukaryota; Apicomplexa; Aconoidasida; Haemosporida; Plasmodiidae. Gene Ontology annotation, cellular component: axoneme; axonemal dynein complex. Bases 1 to 1992 code for a protein of 663 amino acids. Gene Ontology annotation, biological process: regulation of cilium movement; axonemal dynein complex assembly; cilium-dependent cell motility.
AUGGACGACCUUCUGAGUACUUCCAAAGAAAGAAGGAUAGAAAACAGGCGAAACAGAAUUAGAAAGAAACUAAAUAAACAAGCGGAGCCGCCAAACGAGAGCGAACAAGCGACCACAAGCAAAAACCAGGAGGGAGAAAACACCAACGAUAAGCUAUCAAACACAGGAGAAGCUAAAUCUGCAUACAAGUUUGAAUAUAAAAAUGAAGAGUGUAAUGUAAAUUACGAUAACCUGAAGCAAGAAAUUGUUAAAAAUUUGGAAGAAAAAAAAAAGGACUUUCUGGGGGAAGUAUCCACUCGGGUAAACCAGAAGGAACAGCCCUUUCUGGAGCAAAUAAAAAAGUAUGUCGUGGAGUUGAACGAAAACAGCUUCGCCAUAAGCUCCAACGCAAAGGAGGAAAAACUCACAGAAGAAAUCGAAGACAUUUACCAGUCCGAGUUCCAAAAGAACAUCGCCGAUGUGAAGGCCUUGGCACUAAAAGAAAAAGAGUCCUACAAAAAGAAAAUAGAAAAAUAUUUCUCCCUCUUAAAGUAUAAAGACGAAAAGAUUAAAAAAGUGUGCGAAAUUAACUCGAAAAAUGUCCUAUCAUUUAUCGAGCUGAUGAGGGACCAAAUGGAGGGCUACAAAACGUAUCUCGAAGGUAAACAUGUCAUUCUUGAAUUGGAGGCAUCACAAUUUAUAUCUUUGGGUACCAUGUCAAACAUACUGACCAAAACACGCGAUGAGCUAAACUCGAAAAGGAAGAGCUUGCUGAAUAACAAUAAGGAGAUACUCGAAGACUUCAUUAGGAUGAGAGACCUGAAUUCCACUACUUUUCUGGACGAGCUGGAAAGCCACAAAAAGCUGAACCACAAAAUUAAGGAAAGUCACGAACAGAACCAUCUAAAUUUGAAGGGCAAAAAUGAGUUGCUGGAGGGUAACCUAGACACGAACAUGGAACACAUACAAGACAUUAACCGCAUCAUCAUGGAGAGAGAAAAAAAACUUUACGACAACAAACUCCUGCAACAGAAAAACAACCACAAUUUGAAAAUGAUAAAUUUUUACAAACUCGAAAUAAACAAACUGAGAGAAGCUCUCCUCUCCGUUAAGACGUACUACUACAACUAUAAGAUUAAGUCCAAAAAAAACGUCAGCGAGCUAAUAAAUCAGUACGAGAGAAUCAAGUUUCAAUUUAUCCAGCUCCAAAAGAGACAGAAAAGUUAUGAGCAAAAUUUUCAGAAGAAGUAUGCCAAAGCGUGGGAUUUGCAAAAGAGCGAGGCCAACAAACACAUCGCAAAAUUAAUAAAUGCAAACCAAAUCAUUCAUGAGCAAAUUUUCAUGAAAGAAUUCUGCAAGACGAAUUAUAAACACCUGGUUGAGGAAAAUUACAACAUAGGCUCAGCCUCCCUUAAAGAGGACUCAAAGCCGAACGAUGCCGAAAACGUCAAGCAAGUCACACAUAACCAAAUCGAACAAGUGAAAAAACUACUCCUCCAGGAAUGUAACUUUCUAGUUGAUGGGGAUGCGGAGGACGAACAGGAAAAGCUGAAAAAAAUUUUCAACUACAUCGGCGUUCACACGCAAGACGACUUGGAACUCCUAACUCAGUUGUUUUACGUUGACGACCAGCAGGAGAACGACGAAGGGGACCUGACGCACAACUCGGAAUACACACUGGACAUAAUCUUCAAAUACUACCAAGAGAAGGAAAAGGAAAAUGUGUGCAGAAUUGCGCAAAAUAAGCAGAAGUACAAAAAUAGAUUAAACAUCUCCCUAAAGCUAAUAAUUGAACGAAAAAAACAGGAAAAGGAGUACUGGGAUAACCUCGCUCGUAUCACUCCGCAUGACACGAUAGAACUGUGGAAGACGUUUUUAAUUUUUAUUGAAAAGUACUAUCACUUGCUCAAGGAAAGAGCAACCAUCAUUCAGAAUAUAUUUUCGGAGGAAAAACUAGUAAAAGAAAAUAUGAGUAAAAUUAACAGAAUGAAGGAGGCCCUCUCGAAGUUGUAA